Molecule: messenger RNA, 1146 nt
Organism: Microthlaspi erraticum
Lineage: Eukaryota; Viridiplantae; Streptophyta; Magnoliopsida; Brassicales; Brassicaceae
Source: the annotation of a GenBank genome assembly
AUGGUGAUUCAGGUGAAGAGGGAGACGAUGAGGACAUGCCUGAGCUGUCCUCUCUGCGACCGUAUCCUCCGUGACGCCACCUCUAUUUCCGAGUGUCUUCACACAUUUUGUAGGAAAUGCAUCUAUGAGAAAAUCACAGAGGAUGAGAUAGAGUCUUGUCCAGUAUGCAACAUCGACCUAGGUGGCGCCCCAUUGGAGAAGCUGAGGCCUGACCACAACUUGCAAGACUUGAGAGCCAAAAUCUUUCCCCUGCGACGGAAAAAGGUGAAAGCUCCUGAAAUUGUGUACUUACCGGGAAGGAGAAAGGAGAUAUCUAUAUCUUCUCUGGUUGUAAGCACUCCUAAGGUGUCAGAAAAAGCUGGAACAACUGGAAGAAGAACUAAAGCGGUCGCGAGGAAAGAGUCACGAGGUAGUGCUUCUUUAGCUGAGAGAAGUGUCAAGAACGAAGGAUCUUUUGGGGACGACACUCAGAAUAAAAGUCAGUCAUAUGCAGAGUCCUUCUCUAAUAAAGAAAAUAAGGAUGAGGACGAACCCUGGGAUUCCAAAUUGGAUUUUCUGGUCGAAGUGGCAAACAGGACAAAGCCCUUGAAGUCUUGUGCUUCUUCUCAAGGGUCAGGCUCGAAAUCUGAGCAAAAGAGUAAUGCUGGUGUUCCUACGGCAUCAGAAACUGCUACGCCUAAAAAACUGCGUAGGACUCGACGCAAACGGUCUGCUGCCACCACCUUUGGUGAUUUAGGAAACUCGCCUCAACCAGAUGAGUCAAGUGCAAAACGAGAGAGGAGAAGUGGUCCUCUUUGGUUUCGACUUCUGGUGUCCGAUGAUCAGCACGGAGAAGAUGCUUGGCCUCAAAUUCCAGCACAUUUUUUGAGAAUAAGGGAUGGAAACAUUCCAGUUUCUUUCGUCCAAAAGUACCUCAGGGGGAAGCUAGAUCUCAAGAGUGACACUGAGAUAGAGAUAAGAUGUAUGGGAGAAGCAGUGAUCCCAACGCUGAAGCUUCAAGACCUGAUGGAUCGAUGGUUGCAGAGAAGCUUCCAGAGUAGCACGAAGCGCCAACAGCGCCAAGGGAUUAAUGCAUUGGUAGGUUCCUCUGCAGAGGAUUAUGUGAUUGUGCUUGACUAUGCUCAGAAGCCUCUGGAGCGAAACUAG